CUGGGACUGGGACGGGCCCGGCCGCGGGCCGGCCGGAGAUGGUCAUCUGCUGCGCCGCCCUGCACUGCUCCAACCGGCAGGGCAAGGCGCACCGCGGCGCCGUCUCCUUCCACAGGUUCCCCCUGAAAGACUCAAAACGCCUGAUCCAGUGGUUAAAAGCAGUUCAGAGGGACAACUGGACUCCUACCAAGUACUCUUUUCUCUGCAGUGAGCACUUCACCAAAGAUAGUUUUUCCAAACGGCUGGAGGAUCAGCACAGGUUACUCAAGCCUACAGCUGUGCCAACCAUCUUUCAGCUCACUGAGAAGAAAGGUGACAACCAGGACUAUGUCAAAUGUAGAAGAAAAAUAGCAAUCCAGGUACCACUGAGCGAUGGAGAACAAACAAGGCAAGGAGGCUGUGAGGUAGUACAAAGAACCUUAUCUACCAACCAAGACUUUAUGAUAAUGCAAGAGAUGGAGCAAGUGACUCUGCAAGCUGAAAUUGGGUCAGUGCCUGAGCAGGAAGAGAAUAUUCAGGGCCAGUUGGAAGGGCCUCUGAGAAGGACGUUAGCUGACAACUUGGUUUCAAAGACAGGAACCCAGAAAAAGCCAGAAGGACUUCCUGAAGAGGAGUGUCCUGAAGCCACCAUCCAUACCGGCAGCUGGAUAACAGAUAGAAGUGGUAUAUCGAUUGAUGACUUCACACCUCCAGUAUCUGGGGCUUGCAAAUUUAUUGGCUCCCUCCACUCUUACAGCUUUUCCUCUAAGCACACCAGGGAGAGGCCAUCAUUCCCUAGGGAGCAACUUGAGAGGAAAAGGCCAAAGCGAGAUGUGGAGCCAAGCUGCAGUAGCAAUAUCAUGAGGCAUGAUAAGAACUUGGCAGAAAGUUCCCCUAAUUCAUCACUUACAGUGACCCCUCAGAAGCCAUCCCAAAGUCUGUCAGCAUCCCCUGCAGACCUUACCCCACAGCCGGCAACAGAGGCUGUGGUAGGUCAGAAAGGAGACACAGAUGCCAACCCCAUGUCAAUCAAUGAGGUCAUUAUGUCCGCCUCAGGAGCAUGCAAGCUCAUAGACUCCCUCCAUUCAUACUGUUUCUCCUCUAGGCAAAGCAAAAGUCAAGUGUGCUGCCUGCGUGAGCAGGUAGAGAAGAAAAAUGGAGAACUGAAGCUGCUGAGGCAGAGAAUCAGCCGCUCUGACAGUCAGGUCAGAAAGCUGAAAGAGAAGCUUGAUGAACUGAAGAGGAUCAGUUUCCCAUACUUGAAUAGUCUCCUCUCCCAGGACUGUGAGACCCCCCAACUGAAUCCUGUGAUUGAGCCCCUCUCUUGGAUGCUGGGCACCUGGCUUUCAGACCCUCCAGGAGAUGGCACCUUCCCUACAAUGAAGCCAUUUCAGUACCUGGAAGAGGUGCACAUCUCCCAUGUUGGGCAGCCGAUGCUAAACUUCUCGUUCAAUGCCUUUCAUCCAGAUACCAGGAAGCCAAUGCAUCGUGAAUGUGGAUUUAUCCGCCUCAAACCUGACACUAACAAGGUGGCCUUCAUCAGUGCCCAGAAUACAGGUCUUGUGGAGGUGGAAGAAGGAGAGGUGAAUGGACAGGAGCUUUCUAUAGCUUCUCACUCUAUAGCCAGGAUCUCCUUUGCCAAGAAGCCCCAUGUGGAGCAGCCUGCCACAUCAGCGUGCUGCAGAAUCCAGAACCACGCUGUAGAAUUUAGGUCCAGCCUGUUAUGGAGUCCAUUGGGUUCAGCUGUUUACGUCGUAUGGCACUUGGCUCCAUGUCAGGUGAAGCAGUCAUUCUACCUCAGAGGUGAAUGUGAUUUUAAAUUUGAAAUUAUUUUUAAUCAGGAACAUAGAAACGAUGCAGCUGCCCUAAUGGCAGCUGAUUUUCAUCUGCCAGAGGGGCUGCGUAACAGCACAAGACCUUUGACACUCCAAAUGUUUGUUAUUACAUGUGUUUCCUUCUGAUGAAUGUCAUGCUUUCAGGCUGUCUACUUAUUACUACUUUUCUGAGCUGUGCUUAAGGAAAAAUGCUCUGUGUCCAUCGCUCUGUGUUCACAGUAUCGGACUCAGCUGUGCAGAGCAUAAGCAGUCAUCUCUGAAAGAACCGCCUUCCCUUAGGGAGAGAAGUUGCCUGCUGACUUCCUGGAGGUUCCAAUAUAAUUAAUCCCGUUUCUCCAGGAGCUCUUGUAACAAAUAUACAUUUUAGUGGCAUAG
This is a messenger RNA of Gavialis gangeticus (Gharial), 2189 nucleotides long. RefSeq names its product THAP domain containing 4 (gene THAP4). NCBI's taxonomy places the organism in Eukaryota, Metazoa, Chordata, Crocodylia, Gavialidae. The transcript has 6 exons. The coding region runs from base 39 to 1940 and encodes 633 amino acids. The record is from RefSeq and is a predicted model, not a curated record.